Molecule: messenger RNA, 852 nt
Organism: Adineta steineri
Lineage: Eukaryota; Metazoa; Rotifera; Eurotatoria; Adinetida; Adinetidae
Source: the annotation of a GenBank genome assembly
AUGGAUGCCUAUUCUAUUCUUGAAAUUGUUCGAAAUAUUGUUUAUAGUGGAGUUUUAUUAAUCGCUCUUGUUUAUUCAUGUUUGAUUCUAUUGAUUUCACGUUUUCGUCAUCAAAAUAACAUGUUUAUACUUAAUCUUUGUGUAAAUACAAUGACUACUUGUAUAUAUUUUAUAAUUUAUUUUUAUGCUAUUUAUUAUGAUAUGCCACAAUCGAUGUGUAUUCUUUUUAAUUAUGCAUUCAAUAUUGCUAGUAUACAAAUUCCAUUUGCUUUCGUAGCAUUCACUGUUCAUCGAUUCUGUGUAAUUGUAUAUCAUACAAAAGCAUUAUUUAAAACGAAACAAUGGGUAGUAAUAUGUAUUUUAACUCAAUGGAUUGCUCAAUUUGUUAUCUCAUUACCAUUCGUUUUUGAAUAUUAUGAUGAUUGUACAAGUAAUACCGUAUGGAUGGGAUUUUAUACAUUGAUUACUGCUGUAAUUUUACCAUCAUCAAUCAAUAUGAUCUUGAAUAUUUGCAUAUUUAUUCAUGUUCGAAAAUCUUCUCUUCGUGUUCAUCCUAGACGUCUCAACACAAUAACAAAUGGAAUUAAUCAUCAACAAUCAAGAAUCAGUCGUCGAGAUAUUUCUCUAUUAAAACAGAUGAUUUUUACCUUUACAAUGUUUAUUAUUGGAUGGACUCCUGCUCUUGUUAUUAAUACAGUAGAUGUUAUGAUUUUUGUCAAUUUUGACGUACAAAUGGCGAGUGUAUAUUUAAGCGUAAUAUGUUUAUUAGCCGUUAUAAUCAAUUUAUUCAUAUAUAAUCAUGAAAUUAGACGAUAUCUAUUUGAUUCUAUUCGACGUUGUUUUCAUUGUUAA